Molecule: messenger RNA, 3771 nt
Organism: Abrus precatorius (Indian licorice)
Lineage: Eukaryota; Viridiplantae; Streptophyta; Magnoliopsida; Fabales; Fabaceae
Product: BRCT domain-containing protein At4g02110
Exons: 10
Source: RefSeq, a predicted model, not a curated record
AUGUUGGAAACGAGUUAUUCUUCGCGAGUUUUUCGCGGUGUUCGUUUCGUUCUCUUUGGCUUUAAUCCUGCCACUGAAACCAAGAUCCGGUUUAAGCUUGUGAAUGGCGGUGGAGUUGAUGUAGGGCAGUACGGUGGGAGUUGCACGCAUGUUAUUGUUGAUAAGAUUGUAAAUGAUGAUCCUGUGUGUGUUUCUGCUAGAAAUGAUGGGAAGACACUCGUCACUGCAUUGUGGGUUGAUCAUAGUGCCGAUAUUGGAAUGCCCGUUGAUGCUGCCUCGGUUAUGUACAGACCUCUUAAAGAUUUAAAUGGAAUACCGGGUGCAAAAAAUUUGAUAGUGUGCUUGACCGGGUAUCUUCGCCAGGAUAGGGAUGACAUUAUGACAAUGGUCGGUCUGAUGGGUGCAGAGUUUUCGAAGCCUUUGGUGGCAAACAAGGUUACUCACCUCAUAUGCUAUAAAUUUGAAGGUGAGAAGUAUGAGCUUGCCAAGAGAUUGGGCACAAUAAAGCUAGUCAAUCAUCGUUGGUUGGAAGAUUGCUUGAAGGAAUGGAUGCUUCUUCCUGAAGACAAAUAUAACAAGAGUGGUUUUGAACUAGAGAUGACGGGGGAGGAGGCUAAGGAUUCUGAGGAAGAGGCUGAAGAUUCCAAGCUUGGGCAAUCAGGGGGAAGAAGUGGAAACCAAAAUCCCCUUAGUUUGAAAUGUGGUAUAGCUACAACCCAUGGAUUGUCAAGAUCAGCACGAGAAGCAUCAACUGCCUUCCCAGAUUCUACGGGUCCACAGGAUUUGCCAGAAGUCAAGCAUGGCGAAGACUCUCUAACCAUUCCAGGAAAUAAGAAUGGAUCUGAUCAAGACUUGAGCUUUCAUAAUGUUGAUGAUGCAAAGAUAAACAGUCAUGUUCCUAAUGUUUCUAGGCAUUCUAGUUCAUGUCAGUUACCUGACACAUAUGUUAAGACCAGUGAAUCCAAGAAUGCUGAUUUUCCCAAGGAACUUGGCUGCCAGGAUCUUGGCAUUACUAGAAAUGCAAAUUCAUCCGAGCAGCAACAUGAUCUGCCUGACAAUUCUUUGGAGUCUAAGCAGUUGGCAAGUGACUUGCGGUCAACUUCGGCAAGUGCUUCAGGAGUAGCAAAUUCAAAUGAAAAGCCUAGAGCUAUGUGUUAUCCUAGAAAGAACCAAAGGGAAUUUACUCUUCCAAGAAUCUUAGAUGAAUGCUCAGGCAGAGGAGGCAACAACAGUGUAAACUCUUCUAGUAAGGUAGAAAAGGCUAGCAAGGGAAUAAAAUCUAGAGCAGAAAAUUCUGGGAAUGGAAAUGAUUUUUUUAAAGGAGAUGAUCCGUUUAGUUUAUUGCCUCAGAAGAGGACAAAUAAAGCUUCUUCUUCUACUAAGUUAAAAUCAAGGAAGAUGACUGCUAAUGCAAGAUUGUCCAUUGAAAGAGUUUCAUCAGCAAAUGCUAAAUCUCAGGGAUUAAAUGUGACACCACAGGCUGAUGACCCACCGGAAGCUGACGAUUAUUUUCCCGUUGAAGAAGAUUGUAUUAAUAACUCAAACACGUGCUUAAUUUCCAAACCUGCAGCUUUUACCUCCAACUCACCGGCAUUUGACGAGCCAUUCUCAAGAAAUGCUAGCUCAGAAUCUGCUCAGCGUGAUAAUGUCUAUCAGACUUCACCACAAAUAGCUAUUCAGAGUUUAAGUGAGUCUAAAACUAACGGCAAGCUUGAUAUCACGGGUUCUGCAAUGCAAAAGAUUGAUGAUAAUGAAGCAGAGCAACACAAUGUCGCUAGAAAUCUCGAUUGUUCAUCACCAGGAAACAAGUCACAGAAUGAGGAAUCUGCUAGCCAUACUAAUUUGAAUUUAGGCAAAGGUGUUAAACUAAUUAGAAAACCGCCUCGAAAGAAGUCAGUUUGCAAGAAAAUUUUGGGUUCUAAACCUAGAGCAGGUGCCACUGUUGGACCAAAAAUAUCAGUUUCCUUGAAUAAAACUAUCCCGCUAGUUGAAGCCGUUAGUUUUUCCAGUGGAAGCAAAGAGAUUGCAACUUGUGAUGCCACGAAGAAUCAAGGUUCUCCCCAAAUCCUUGGGGUUAAUAAAACAACAGAGCAAGAAAAAGUUAGUAAAUAUGCAGAAGAUGCUGGCGGCAGUACUGACAUUUUGGAUGAUGAAACCGAAGCUCCUGAUGACAAAUGUGAAUAUGAGUUAGGAAUGGCCUUUGAUGAGGAUUCAAUUCCUCUUUCGAAAAAAAGAAACACAGCAACAGAAGAGGGGUCAAAAGUUAUUUGCCAUGUGACAAAAUGCGAAGAAGCAAUGCCUUUUCAGAAAGGCACAAAUAAAACUGAAAAACAGAAGCUACCUUCAGUUGUAGACUCAUCCUCAAAAUUAAUACUAAAGCAUCAAGCAAAAAAACGUCCUGCUGGUAGAGGCAAGACGACCACAGUUUCCAAGGAAUUAUCGAAGUCUGAGGAGGCAGUAUCUGGGGAGAAUAUUCCUAAUGAGACGGUACAUAAGCCAGAAAUAGAAAUCGUGGUAGAAAUGUCCCUUCCUGCUGAUAAAAAUGACACCUCAGCUGUACCAAAAAAUAAGUCGAAGAAUUUUAUUGAAGAGGAGAAGGAGAAUAGACCAAUUGAUGGAGAGCAAGAUAUAUGGCAGGGCAGAAGUGAGGGCAAUCGAACUAUUAAAUCUAGUGUAAAGCCUGGUAAGAUCAACUCUAGCAAAUUGGGGCUGAAUCCAUCUAGAUCAGAAUCGAAUGCAAGAGCAAAAACUGAAGCCGUAUGUUUUAUAUUAAGUGGGCAUCGCCUACAGAGAAAGGAGUUUCAACAUGUAAUCAAGCGUUUAAAAGGAAGGGUUUGCCGGGAUUCUCAUCAGUGGUCAUAUCAGGCGACUCACUUCAUAUCCCCAGACCCUAUACGUAGGACAGAGAAAUUUUUUGCUGCUGCUGCAUCAGGAAGGUGGAUUCUCAAAACUGAUUUCUUAACUGCUAGUAGCGAGGCAGGGAAGUUCCUUUCAGAGGAGCCUUAUGAGUGGCACAAGAAUGGCCUCAGUGAGGAUGGCGCAAUCAAUAUGGAGGCUCCAAGAAAAUGGCGGCUGUUGAAAGAAAGAACAGGUCAUGGCACCUUCUAUGGAAUGCGCAUCAUAAUAUAUGGCGAUUGCAUUGCCCCGCCUUUGGAUACUCUGAAACGCGCGAUCAAAGCUGGAGAUGGAACAAUAUUAGCAACUUCUCCUCCUUAUACCCGUUUCUUUGGUACCGAAAUUGACUAUGCUAUAGUUAGCCCUGGUAUGCCACGUGUUGAUUUGUGGGUCCAAGAGUUCUUAAAACAUGAGAUACCUUGUGUUUUGGCGGACUACUUGGUCGAGUAUGUUUGCAAGCCAGGGUUCUCCCUUGAGAGACAUGUAUUAUAUGGCACUCAUGCUUGGGCAGAGAGGUCAUACGCAAAACUUCAAAGUAGGGCAGAAGAGAUUAUUGAAGAGUUCGCUGCUCCUGAGGAUUCUAAUGAUGAUGAUAUACUUUGUCAAGUAUGUGGAUCUCGGGAUAGAGGUGAUGUAAUGCUAAUUUGUGGUGAUGAAAGUGGUUCCAUCGGCUGUGGGGUCGGUACCCAUAUUGAUUGCUGCGAUCCUUCACUCACACAUAUUCCUGAGGAGGAUUGGUUUUGUCCAAAAUGUUGUAGCUCGCGAAACUGCUCCAACAAUUCUAAUAAAAGGAAAAAGGGCACCUUGUCUUUAUCUAAAAGUAAGUGAUUUUCUCUCCCCCUUUCGAGCCAGUCAUCGUAUAGAAAACUUCCGUGA